AUGGUUACAAUAUUGUCACUUUCUUUCCAGGGAUGUCAGUUAGUCAUUGUUUCCAUUCCACAUUCAGCUGUUCUUGUUUUCUUCCUAGUCUUGAUAAGGUAUGCAGUUGUGAUAGAGGCAAACAAAGGAAUAGGAUUUGAGAUAUGCAGGCAGUUAGCUUCUCAAGAAAUCACUGUGGUGUUGAAUGCCAGAGAUGAGAGGCGGGGACUUGAUUCUUUUCACAAACUCAAAGGGACUGAUGCUCUUUCUAGUGAUCUUCUCUUUCAUCAGCUUGACGUUGCAGAACCAUCUAGCGUUGCUUCCAUUGCUGAAUUCAUCAAGGCUCGGUUUGGAAGGCUUGACAUCUUGGUGAAUAAUGCUGGGGUUGGGGGAUCUAUUGUUGAUAGUGAAGCUUUUAAAAAGGCUGUAUUCAAGAUGGAGGCCAUUCUUGUUCAAGACGGAGUUGAUCCAGCGAUUCACGGAAUCGAGAACAAACCAGAAGAUGUAAAGGGUGCGGAUUUCGUCGAUAUGGAUAAGAAGGUCAGAUCCAGCAUAAUCUUAAAUCUUUCCAAUGAGGUAUUGCGUGAGGUAGUAACGGAGACUUCGGCCAAGGCUAUGUAG
Molecule: messenger RNA, 600 nt
Organism: Coffea arabica (coffee)
Lineage: Eukaryota; Viridiplantae; Streptophyta; Magnoliopsida; Gentianales; Rubiaceae
Source: RefSeq, a predicted model, not a curated record